Gasterosteus aculeatus aculeatus (three-spined stickleback) is the source of this 2126-nucleotide messenger RNA. Lineage: Eukaryota; Metazoa; Chordata; Actinopteri; Perciformes; Gasterosteidae. The record is from RefSeq and is a predicted model, not a curated record.
AAGAAAAAAAAAAAAAAAAGGGGGAAAGAAAAGUUUCUUUGUCGAAGGCUUCCUGGGAAGCUUCUGUGUCGUGUCGGAUGGAGCCGCGUGGAAUAUGAACUAUACCCCAACAUGGUGCUGAUGACCGAGCAGGCGGACCGACCGGUGACCCCGCUCCCCGCCCCGGAGCAGCUCUCCAACAGGGACUCCCGAGGGAACCGGUCGGAGGCGGAUCCCGGGGGGGAGAGGAGGCACAGGAGGCGGGGGGGCUCACCUGGAGGCCUGCAGCUGUGUCUGGACACAGCGGCGGACCCCCCGGAGGGCCUCAGGAAACCAGGCGGCAUGAGAACCAGACCGGCCGAGCGACCGUCUCCGCUGCCGAGUCCGAAGGUCGAGAGGAAAAAAUCCCAGCACACUCACUUAUCGAAGACCAACGGCCAGUAUCACAAGUUGUUCAAGGAGGUCAGACGAGAGGAGCUCCUCAAGCAAAGCUACACCUGCGCCCUGCAGAGAGACAUCUUGUACCAGGGAAAAAUGUUCGUCUCCGACAACUGGAUCUGUUUCCACUCCAAAGUCUUCGGCAGAGAUACCAAGAUUUCCAUCCCAGCGGCGUCCGUGACCUUCAUCAAGAAAACGAAAACGGCGCUGCUGGUGCCGAACGCGCUGGUGAUCGAAACCAUGAGUGAUCAGCAUGUGUUUGUUUCCUUCCUCUCACGAAACAACACCUACAAACUCCUGAAUUCCAUCUGCAUUCACCUGGACGUGGAUAAGACUUGUAGCAGCUCCUUUAUUUCCUCCUGUGAGAACAGCUUCAGGGGGAAAUGCCCCACGUCGCUUCCUUUGGACUUUUCUGCAGACUUCUCCCACCUGGGUGGAGUGGUGCAGCAGAGGCGACAGGAGAUGAUGGAGAGCAGCAGCUCCGGCUCUCAGACUCCAGAUUAUGACAAAAUAUCUGACUUCCCGGACACGUUUCUGAGUGCCGUGAAGAGCGCCGAGGUGUCGGUCCACGCCGACGUUCACCUUCAGACUCCGAGCCAAAAACACGGAGCCGCCCUGAACAACGGGUCCACGAAGCUCAAAGACAAAUCCUCGCAGCCAGCGUCCCUGCAAGCCAUCCUCCUCCUCUAUUUGUUUCUGGUCGCUGUCCUCGUCCUGUCCUCCUGUUACAUGGCUUUCAAGAUCGUGGCUCUGGAGCACCGGCUGAACUCCCUGGUCUCUGUGGGCCGGCACGUCCGUGGCGCGGACGCGGUGGGCCAGCGGCCUCCGGAGGACGUGAACGCUGAGAUCUACGGAGAGCUGUCCUCCAACUUGCUCAAGCUAGAAACGAUUCAAAGAAACCUUCGGAAGCUACUUGAAGAGACCUGAAAGAAGACGUGUGUCCGUCUGUUCUUUCCUGAUAGAGAUGUUGGUUUAUCACUGAAGAUCAGCAGAGAUCACGUUUGGUGGCCGGCUGAUUCAGAAAGCUUUCUUAAAACAGAUUGAACUUUAACUUUGUGCAAUAAUAGCUUCAUUCCUCGUUCCACUCAGGACUAUUUUAUUACUUUUUUAAAACACAAUGUUGUGCGCGAGCGUUAACUGGGUCCACGCGUUGGUGAGGAGGACCUCUAGGCAUGUGUGCAGUAUUUAUCAGGGGACCUUUUAUUUUGUAUUUCACAACGUGGGUUUUUUUUAAGGUCCAAAGGUCACAUUUCCAUGUUUUCCAAACAUGUCUUAAAAGGUCAAUUCUAUUAUAUUUAUAUCAUGUGUAAAAAUCACUCCGAUAUGGAUGAUAGUACAAUAUCUUUGAAUGACAUUUCAAGACAACUUCCUGUUACAGGGUGUUGUAGCAGACGAUAGAAAGUGAGCUGCUUGUGUGAGUAGAAGUUUCUUAGGUGAAACGUGUGAUAGUUGUUUUUUAUUUUAAAUGGUUUUUUUAACCAUGUAAAUUUUAGUUUGAUCCUCUUAGUUUAUUUCAGAGCGUCUCAGUAGCUGAUAGUUUAAAAUGCAUCGUCCUGUGCUUUUCAACAGAAACUUUUUUUUGUCGAGUGUGUAGCAACAGACCUCUCAAUCAUUUCAGGAGCAAGGAGAAGAAAAGGAUUGUGCUUUGUUUACAUCUAGAUCACAAACCGCCUUUAACUGGUUUCAAUAAACGUCUGUGAUACACUUUC